Protopolystoma xenopodis is the source of this 465-nucleotide messenger RNA. NCBI's taxonomy places the organism in Eukaryota, Metazoa, Platyhelminthes, Monogenea, Polystomatidea, Polystomatidae. The record is from the annotation of a GenBank genome assembly.
AUGGAAUCAUAUACUGCUGGAACUCCUUAUAAAUAUGGGCCAAGACUUCGCCGACGUCGCCUCCUGAUAGCUCAUCAUGAUGGUUAUAUAUUCACAUGGGAUCAUUAUCAGCAGCAGCAGCCACCAACAUCGUCUAACAAACAGAUGGAAAAUCAGGGAUUUCGUCCUGUGCCACUUUCGACCACGGACCAGCCACUGCAACUCUUAGAUCAUCGGGCUUCGGAGCCAAUUUCCAUCCUUCUCCAUCCGACCGAUUCAAAUCCUGUCGAGAACAGCACUUCGGGGAAGAAUGAUGUUAAUGUCUUAGGUGUCACGCGCGUUUGGUCCACAGGUAGCGUGGUUCGCUGUCUAGCGGCUGAUGGUUGGCAUGUAAUCUGCGGUUCGGAUGACAAGACUAUUAAAGUUCGUCAUUCAUUAAUUCUUUCUCUGCUCCUUAAUCUAAUUAUUACUACAGUGAAAUCAUGA